Molecule: messenger RNA, 2707 nt
Organism: Nothobranchius furzeri (turquoise killifish)
Lineage: Eukaryota; Metazoa; Chordata; Actinopteri; Cyprinodontiformes; Nothobranchiidae
Product: cdc42-interacting protein 4 homolog
Biological process (GO): signal transduction
Molecular function (GO): protein binding
Source: RefSeq, a predicted model, not a curated record
CGGAGCUUUUCUUUUAUUUUUUUCGCUCGCUGGAAGAAACAGGACAGUCGUGUCGGUGCCAAGGAGGAGAAGGCGUAGACUUCCUCCUGACAUUUCCUUCGCUGCUUUCUCUGCUUUGAAUCUCGGGUUUUGUGCAGCUUUUGCUCCGAUCAGAGGUUGUUUCUUUUUGCCUUUUAUACAUUUUUAUAGUUUUUCCUUUUUAACUACUGGUUUUAUCUCAGAAGAACAGGGGACAUUUGACAUCUUAACUCCUGCAGAUAUGAACUGGGGAUCAGAUUUGUGGGACCAGUAUGAUGUCAUCGACAAGCACACGCAGUCUGGCCUUGACCUGGCGGAGCGUUACAUAAAGUUUGUGAAGGAGCGCUCAGAGAUUGAGCAGACCUAUGCAAAGCUACUCAGAAACCUGACAAAGAAGUAUCUCAAACGAGGACACAAAGAUGAACAGGACUGCAAAUAUAGCAAUUAUGCAUCUUUCCAGGAUAUCCUGGCUGAGUUGAACGAUUAUGCCGGGCAACGUGAGCUCAUUGCUGAAAACAUGAUUGAAAGCAUCUGUAACAACCUCAGCAAGUACCUGCAGGAACUCAAACAGGAGCGAAAAAACCACCUGUCUGAUGCCAGGAAAGCCCAGCAGAGUUUAGACAGCAGCUUAAAACACCUGGAGAGUACGAAGAAGCGCUUCGCCAAGGAGUGGGCGGAGGCUGAAAAAACUGUACAGCAAGUGGAGAGGCUAGAGAACGACCCUAAUUCCACUAAGCUUGAUGUUGAGAAAGCCAAGCAUGUUGCUAAUGCACGUACACGUGCAGCUGAAGAGUGCAGGAAUGACUACGCAGCAGAGCUCCAGAAAUACAACAAGGAACAGAACUGCUACUACUAUGUAGAGAUACCACAGAUCUUCAACAAGCUGCAGGACCUGGACGAGAACAGGAUCCGUAAGAUGGCGGAGGGCUACUGCAAGUUCUCAGACAUUGAGAAGAAUGUUCUGCCCAUCAUCUCCAGGUGUCUAGAGGGAAUCACUGCAGCGGGGACAAAAAUUGAUGAGAAACAGGACUCCUUACUUUUCAUAGAGCAAAACAAGUCUGGGUUUGAACGGCCAGCAGAUGUGGAAUUUGAAGACUACACCCAGGGAAUUAAAGUAUCAAACUCAGACACCAUCCUCAAUCAGCCCAAACUGCGCCCCAAGCUGCGGCUGUUCAGGAAGCACAAGCAAGCUGCUGCAGAGGAUUUCUCCCACCUUCCUCCUGAGCAGAGAAAGAAGAAGUUGCAAGCAAAGAUUGACGAUAUCAGUAAAGAUCUGCAAAAGGAGCAAGACCAAAGUGACGCGCUGGAGAAGAUGAAGGAUGUGUACGUGAAGAAUUCACAGUUGGGAGACCCUGCCAGGCUGGAGCCUCAAAUCUGUCAAACAAACCAGAAAAUAGGCCACCUGAAGGGGGAGCUCGCUAAAUACGAGACGUGGUUAUCAGAAGCAGUGGGAGGAGAGGAGUCUUCCAACAACACCAACAAUAACUCUCAGCACAGCCUUGAAAUGACCAGCGACCCUUCCCAGAACAUCUACACAGAUUUUGAUGAAUUUGAUGACAUUGAGAUGCCCGUCGGCCAGUGCACCGCUCUCUACACCUUUGAAGGCAACAACGAAGGAACCAUUUCCAUUAUGGAGGGAGAGCUGUUGACUGUUAUGGAGAAGGAUAAAGGAGACGGAUGGAUGAGAGUCCUUAGAGCUUCUGGAGAGGAAGGUUAUAUACCUUCCUCUUAUGUCAAAAUCAACGCCUAACUUCCGUCUCGGAAUUUGUUCGAGAAAUUUAAAAGCGGGAGGUGAAUGCAAAGUCAUUCCAGAUAAUUGUAGCUGAUCUCUACAGCUUUUAUCUCAGCCAGUGAUGGUUUGGUGAGAUGGAUGUGUGUGAUCACAAAGGCUGAUUACGGUCCAACAUGCCACCCCUCUCAGCUCUCUGUACCAUCAGAUAGUGUCUUAUGAUGCAGACAGUCAGAGUCGUGUCCUCCUCACCCUAGUUAUUUACAACACACACAAAGAUUCUGUUACUGUGUGAGCACAAAAACUCAUGACAAUGUGUUUGUUUAUGCCAACACUUAUGCUGAGCUGUAAAGCUCUGGUUACAACUAGUUCUAAUAACCUGCUGAAAUUAUCAUUUAAUAUUCUAAUUUUCUGCUCAAACCACUUUCCUGAUGAAAUUAUGUGAUAAUGUCUUUUAACUGCAAUAAUAAUCACUGUAUGGUUGAGAGUAUGGUGUGUGUGUGUGUGUAUAUAUAUAUAUAUAUAUAUAUAUAUAUAUGUGUUUAUAUAUAUAUAUACACAUAUAUAUUUGUAUAAAUAUAGAUACAUACAUAUAUAUGUAUAUGUAUGUAUAUGUAUAUAUAUAUGUAUAUAUAUGUAUAUGUAUAUAUAUAUGUAUAUAUAUGUAUAUGUAUAUGUAUAUAUAUAUAUAUAUAUAUAUAUAUAUAUAUAUAUAUAUAUAUAUAUAUAUAUAUAUAUAUAUAUAUAUAUAUAUAUAUACACACACAUAUAUAUAUGACUCGGUCCCCUGUGAAGGUAAAAGCGGGGUUCACAAAUUAAAUGUCUGUCCAUAUAAACUGAAUAGUGUCCAUGCAAAGAGUGAGUGGUAUCCCAUUUAUUCCUGUAAUUCUCUCCUGAUGUACUUCCAGCAUUAAUGUAACAUCUUUUGUAUCAAACAUUACAAUAAAGUGUUUUUUCUAA